AUGGUGUGUGAUUUUCAACAAUUACGGGUUUCCGAUCUGAUUCAACAUAGUAAUUUUUUAUAUCUAUAUAUUUUUUUGGAGGCAAACCACGAGUUAAUGCCAUGUCCACUAAGGGCACUUGAGUUGGUAGGCGCCUUCCUGGUUACUGAGCCCUAUUGCUUUGUUGGGGGCAUUCACCGCCCUAGCCAAGUGAUCCUGUUCGGCGAGGGCGAGGCAGCAAGACAUGAGUCGCUACAAAAGAAAGUCAAACAGAAAAUCUAGAAAAUGAACUGGUCCAACAUAUCAAAAAAAUGGAAUCCAUGUUUUUUGGACUAACAACGAAUGACGUCCGAAAACUGGCAUUUCAAAUUGCGGAAGCAAAACUAAUCUCUC
This is a messenger RNA of Acanthoscelides obtectus, 372 nucleotides long. NCBI's taxonomy places the organism in Eukaryota, Metazoa, Arthropoda, Insecta, Coleoptera, Chrysomelidae. The record is from the annotation of a GenBank genome assembly.